Exophiala aquamarina CBS 119918 is the source of this 291-nucleotide messenger RNA. RefSeq lists its product as uncharacterized. The transcript is spliced from 2 exons. Lineage: Eukaryota; Fungi; Ascomycota; Eurotiomycetes; Chaetothyriales; Herpotrichiellaceae. The annotation marks the transcript as partial. The record is from RefSeq and is a predicted model, not a curated record.
UGUCUGUACGAUGCAAAAGGUAUAGGCCCGAACCCAUGGAAGACGGUCACCUUGUUCGAGGAGCUGAAUGUUUCCUACGAAACCUAUUUCCUUAACUUUGGCGCCGGCCGCAACGGUGUUGAAGGCGAGGAGUUCAAAAAGAAUAACCUAGCCGGCCGCGUAUCAUUGAUAUGCGACCCAGCAAUAGGUAUCUCUCUUUCCGAAUCCAACACGAUAGCCUAAUACUUAGUCGAAAACUACGACAAAUCCUCCCGCCUAAUCUUCACGACUAUACCCGAAAAAUACCUCGUA